AUGGACGGUGCAGGUGUUGGUUCCUCCCGGGAGUGGGUCGAGAGGGCUCUUCCAUUCCUCCCCAUUGCUCUGCGGGCGUGGUGCUUGGAUCCAGACCCGGCGGGCGGGAUGCCCGCGGGUGGCUCUGCCCUUGUGAACUUCGUGAUGAACUACAACAUGCAGAACAUGAACAAGGAGUUACCUGAACUCUUCUCCAUGCUAAAGUCUGCUGAGAUUGAGAUACAGAAAGAACAUCAAGUGUUGAUGGUCAACAAGACCACUAGUUUCAAGAAGCAAGGCAAACCUAAGAAGGGCAACGCUAAGAAGGGCGGCAAGAAAGCUGCCGCGCCUUCUGAGAAGCCUAAGGGUGGCCCUAAACCUGAUACUGAGUGCUAUUACUGCAAUGGGAAGGGGCACUGGAAGCAUAAUUGCCCCAAGUACUUGGCUGAUCUGAAGAGCGGCCUUGUCAAGAAGAAGAAUGGUAUAUCUAAUAUACAUGUUAUAGAUGUCUAUCUUACUGGUUCUCGUACUAGUUUGGAGUCCAAGGUCUUCUUGAGAAUUGAAGCACUUGGCGAGAGCAAGAACAGUCGCGGGUGCCUCCUUCUUCUUGAAGAAAUAUGGGAGAAGCCUCGACAGGCCGAUCUUAGCUUCAACAAGGCAGUCGCGGGCCUCAUCUCCGUGGAUCUCAAGAAGAGAAAGCGCGUCAAGGAGUUGGUCACCUUCAGGGUUUUCAAGCUCAUAUUCUUGAUCUGUUCUCCCUGA
This is a messenger RNA of Lolium perenne, 741 nucleotides long. The record is from RefSeq and is a predicted model, not a curated record. NCBI's taxonomy places the organism in Eukaryota, Viridiplantae, Streptophyta, Magnoliopsida, Poales, Poaceae.